Messenger RNA from Puccinia triticina, 1563 nucleotides. RefSeq lists its product as uncharacterized. The transcript is spliced from 7 exons. The record is from RefSeq and is a predicted model, not a curated record. Bases 1 to 1563 code for a protein of 520 amino acids. Gene Ontology annotation, molecular function: oxidoreductase activity, acting on CH-OH group of donors; flavin adenine dinucleotide binding. Lineage: Eukaryota; Fungi; Basidiomycota; Pucciniomycetes; Pucciniales; Pucciniaceae.
AUGGAAUACGACUACGUGAUCGUGGGCGGUGGAACAGCAGGCUGUGUCCUAGCCCACCGUUUGUCCGAAGACCCAAACAUCUCGGUAUUGGUCAUCGAAGGCGGACCGAGCGAUCAAAAUCUGGACUCCGUAUUGCAACUGAAAAACUGGAUCAACCUGUUGAAUGGUCCCCUCGAUUAUAGCUAUCCAAUCAAGGAGCAAUCUCGGGGGAACAGUCACAUAAUUCAUAGCAGAGCAAAGGUUUUAGGUGGCUGUAGUAGCCACAAUACCUUGAUUAGUUUCUUCCCCUUCCCUGAAGACAUGGAUGAUUGGGUCCAAGCUGGUGCUCAAGGCUGGGAAUGGGACAAGUUCAAAGUAUACGCCGGAAGAGUCAAAUCUCACAUCCAACCCGUUGCUAAAAAGGAUCAGAAUUCCCUCGCUGGAGCUUUCAUAGAUGCGACCCACGAAGCCCUCAACCUACCCAAAAUCGCCGAUUUCGCCCAAUGGAUGAAAGCCGGAGGUCAAUCUCCUUGGCGAGAGGGUGUCGGAUGGCUCAGCGUCGCGUACCAUCCUGAGACUGGUACCAGAUCUAGCGCCAGUGUGGCCUACGUCCACGAAAUCCUUGGGAAGAGAAAAAACUUGACAAUUUGGUUCGAAGCCUGGACUAGCAAGUUGGUUGUCUCUGGACCGCAGAAAGCUGUCACCGGCGUCGAAGUCGAACUCAAGGACGGGCGGAAGGUUUUUGUCAAAGCGAAGAAGGAAGUCUGCUUGUGCGCCGGGGCCAUCGAUUCGCCAAGACUCCUACUUUUAUCGGGCAUCGGGCCUCGAAAGCAAUUGGAAGAUCUCAACAUUCCGGUUGUUCACCACCUUCCAGGGGUCGGUGAAAACUUACUCGACCACCCAGAAACAAUAAUCAUGUGGAGGACCGGUCCUCAGCCUUUGCAGACCGUCAUGAAGUCCGAGGUAGCCUAUUUCAAUCGCCGGCCUGUGGCCACAGACUCACGGCCGGACAUGAUGAGUCACAUAUACCAAAUUCCGUUCGCCGAGAAUACCGAGCGCCUAGGCUAUCCUCGUCCAGAGCACGCAUUUUGUGUCACUCCCAACAUACCAAGACCGAAAUCGAAAGGGAAAUUAUAUCUUACCACAAGCAAUCCAAAAGUCAAACCUGAGUUGGACUUUCAAUAUUUCACGGAUCCCGAGGACUACGAUGCUCAAGUUUUAGUUGAUGGGAUCAAGCAAGCAAGACUAAUAGCCAAGUCUGAACCCUUCAAAAGUUGGCUGUUAGAAGAAGUUGCCCCUGGCCCGAAGGUACAAUCCGACGAGGAUUUGAGUCUCUAUGCUCGAAAAGCUUCGCAUACUGUCUAUCAUCCAGCUGGGACUUGCAAGAUGGGGUCAGUUGAAGAUGAAAUGACAGUGGUCGACCCCAACAUGAGAGUUAAAGGAAUGAAGAAUAUCAGGAUAAUCGACGCCUCAAUCUUUCCAAGCAUGAUCAGUGUCAAUCCCAUGAUCACAGUCAUGAUGAUCGGGGAAAAGGCAAGCGAUUUAAUCCUCCAGGACUACUACGACAUUCCUAGCAAAUUGUGA